This is a messenger RNA of Gastrolobium bilobum, 2723 nucleotides long. RefSeq names its product G-type lectin S-receptor-like serine/threonine-protein kinase At4g27290. The transcript has 7 exons. NCBI's taxonomy places the organism in Eukaryota, Viridiplantae, Streptophyta, Magnoliopsida, Fabales, Fabaceae. The coding region runs from base 77 to 2536 and encodes 819 amino acids. Gene Ontology annotation, molecular function: protein serine/threonine kinase activity; ATP binding. Gene Ontology annotation, biological process: recognition of pollen; protein phosphorylation. The record is from RefSeq and is a predicted model, not a curated record.
UAACAACACCUUACCAAAUCACCAUGUAUAUCUUCAACUUCUGCCGUUCAAUGAAUUAUGCAGUAGUUAACGCAAAAUGGUCAUUCUUCCUGCUAUGCUUGUUAUUUCCAAGCUACUAUUUUUCUUCUUUCAUAUUUCCUAUGCGUUUGACACCAUUACCCAGUUUAAGUCACUUCCUGAUGAUGGCAGCACCUUGGUUUCUAAGGAUGGAACCUUUGAGUUGGGUUUCUUCAAUCCUGGUAGUUCCUCAAACCGCUAUGUUGGAAUUUGGUACAAAAAUGUCCAAGUUAGAACAGUUGUUUGGGUUGCCAACCGUGACAACCCUAUCAAAGACGACUCCAGCAAGCUGAUCGUAAGCAAAGAAGGAAACCUUGUGCUUCUCAGCCAGAAUCAAACUCUUCUUUGGUCAACAAACUCCUCAACAGAGGCUUCAAGUCCAAGAGUGCAGCUCUUAGACACUGGAAAUUUAGUACUUCGAGAUGAGAAGGACAACAACAAUGAAACAAGUUUUCUGUGGCAGAGCUUUGAUCAUCCUUGUGAUACAGUAUUGCCAGGAAUGAAGAUUGGAUGGGACCUAAAAACUGGUCUUGAUCGGCGUCUUACAGCUUGGAAAAAUUGGGACGAUCCAUCUUCAGGAAACUUCACUGCUGGAAUGGUGCUUGGUAGCAAUCCUGGAAUGGUAAUAUGGAAGGGUUCGGCAGAGUACUACAGAACUGGCCCUGUGAAUGGCCCAUUAGGAGUAUUCGGAUUAAAGGAAAAUCCAUUUUACAAUAACAUAUAUGUUGUCAAUGAAGAUGAAGUUUAUUACUCAUACACACUCAAGAAUAGUUCUGUGAUUUCCAUAAUUGUUUUGAACCAAACUCUUAAUCUUCGUCAACGCCUCAUAUUGCUUCCUGAGACCGGAACAUGGAAAGUUUACCAAUCCUUGCCACAAGACAGUUGUGAUAUUUAUAAUACUUGUGGCCCAAAUGGGAAUUGCAUCACUGCUGAAACUCCAAUUUGCCAAUGCUUAGAAGGAUUCGAUCCAAAAUCACGCGAACAAUGGAAUGCAAUGGACUGGACAGUAGGAUGUGUGCGGCGCAAUUCGUGGAGAUGCGGUGUCAAAAAUAAAGAUGGGUUUCGGAGAUUAAGUAGAAUGAAAUUGCCAGACAUUCCAAAUUCUUGGGUCAAUAAAAGUAUGGUACUCGAAGAUUGCAAGGCCAAAUGCUUGGAAAAUUGUUCCUGCACAGCUUAUGCGAGCAUAGACACAAGUGGAGCAGGUAUUGGUUGUUCGAUCUGGUUCGGUGAUCUUAUUGAUUUGAGAGUUUCAGAAGGUGGGCAAGAUCUAUAUGUUCGAAUGGCCGUUUCAGAUAUGGGUGAAGUUGGAAAUGCAGAGAAUAAACAUGGGCGUCAGAGAAAGGUAGUCUUGGGGGUUACAAUCACUUUUUCAUUUGUCCUUGUGAUGCUAUUGGCAUUCUCCUAUAUUUACAUCACCAACACAAAGAAUACAGAGGAAACGGACAAAAUCAUGCCGACAGAAGAUAAUGAUAAAUGUGGACAAGAAGAUUUCGAGCUUCCAUUAUUUGAUCUAGCUACAAUAGUUAAUGCAACCAAUAACUUCUCAACUGAGUCCAAACUCGGGGAAGGUGGUUUUGGACCUGUAUAUAAGGGUACAUUGCUAGAUGGACAAGAUAUUGCAGUCAAAAGACUUUCAAGGUGUUCUGGACAAGGAUUGACAGAAUUUAUGAAUGAAGUUAUAUUGUGUGCAAAACUUCAGCACCGAAAUCUUGUUAAGGUUCUUGGUUGUUGCGUUGAAGGAGAGGAGAAAAUGCUUCUCUAUGAAUACAUGCCCAAUAAAAGCCUCGAUUCAUUUCUUUUUGAUUCAGAUCAAAGUAAACUUUUAGAUUGGUCUAAGCGCUUCAACAUCUUGAAUGCAAUUGCUAGAGGGCUUCUUUAUCUACAUCAAGAUUCUAGAUUAAGGAUCAUACACAGAGAUCUAAAAGCGAGUAAUAUUUUAUUAGACAAUGAUAUGAAUCCAAAAAUUUCAGAUUUCGGCAUGGCAAGAUUGUUUGGUGGUGAUCAAAUUGAAGGGAAUACAAGAAGAAUAGCGGGGACAUUCGGUUAUAUGGCACCUGAAUAUGCCAUUGAUGGAUUUUUCUCUAUAAAAUCGGAUGUAUUCAGCUUUGGCGUGUUAGUGCUAGAAAUUUUAAGCGGAAAGAAAAACAGAGCACUUGCCUUCCAGGACAACGAUUAUAAUCUUAUUGGGCUUGCAUGGAGAUUAUGGAAAGAGGGCUUUCCAGAGCAAUUGAUUGAUAAGUGUUUGGGGGAUUCGUGUAUUAUAUCUGAAGCUUUACGCUGCAUUCAAAUUGGCCUUUUAUGUCUGCAACAUCACCCUGACGAUAGGCCAAACAUGACAUCUGUGGUUAUGAUGUUGAGCGGUGAAAAUGCUUUACCUCAACCGAAGGAACCUGCUUUCUUAAUUAGAAAGGUCUCAAUUGAAGGAGAACAUUCUUCUUCCGUCAACGAAGUAACUGUCUCACUACUUAAACCUAGAUAGUGAAUUAGUUUUUUUUUCCUUAUCAUUGUGGAAUUAUGUAACUAGCAGUUAGAAUUUUAAACACAUUAUAGUUAGUUGCGGUGAAAUAUGAUAAUUAUUUUUUCAGCAAGCAUAUAUGGUAAAUAUGUAAUAUAGUUGGUAAUAAGCCAAAACAAAGAAAUACAGGCAGUAGCCAAGGAAAACAACA